Messenger RNA from Baudoinia panamericana UAMH 10762, 580 nucleotides. RefSeq lists its product as uncharacterized. The transcript has 2 exons. The record is from RefSeq and is a predicted model, not a curated record. Bases 216 to 470 code for a protein of 84 amino acids. Lineage: Eukaryota; Fungi; Ascomycota; Dothideomycetes; Mycosphaerellales; Teratosphaeriaceae.
CCAGCGACACCAGCAGCCGUGAGUAACAGCAACGUCGCGUCCGCGCCUUUAUACCUUUGUUCUUCGGUCUCAACAAGAUCAACUCCUCCAGGCUCUUACGCUACCACGAUUGAAGUCCUAGGACAACGACUGAAGAAGGCGCUGGUGCGUGAAGUUUUGCAGCCUCUACCCUUGUGUCUAUCGAUACUCUUUUCGCCGCUGCUUUCGGUUUGCCCAUGACAAUAUGCAGCGGUGCGUAUUUCCUGGUACAGAAUAGCAACCUAUCUGACUCCAUCAUUCCUGUAAUUUGCCUCGCCAACGGUGCUCCGGCGGUGCCAUUCUUCGUUGGGUGGGACAAUUUCGAGUGGCAUGACACGAGCUGGCUUAUCCUCGAUCCUUCGCUACUCCUCUCUAUCACUCUGUCCUUUGGGAGAGUUUACUUUCGCACCGGCCAAAAGUAUCGAUCUCGCGUGGGACCUUAUCGUAGCUAGGAUGGGGCAAACGUUGCUUAUUCUUGCCGUCUACCCUGUGGUUCGCCGCUCUUGAACUUGCCUUAUGGAACAGCAGCCCUUGAGAAUUCCGCUGUACUCUUGUCUUGCUU